AUGAGCCGCCACGGGGCGCUGCCCUCCAUGCUCGCGCCGCCGCCCGCAUUCCAAAACGCGAAGACGAUCCGGAGUCCGCGGAAGGCGCCGCGCAUGGGCAGCAUCCGCGGCGCCGGGGGCUGCGGCCCCGUCCAGGGCUGGAGCGAGGCGAGCCCCGACAGCGUCACGCGCCAGUCCAUGUUCGCCCUGGGGCGGAGCCGGCGCUGCCCCGGGCGGCCGAACUCGCCGGCCGUCGACGACGACCUGUCCGUCGAGUCGGUGCAGAGCGCCGACGACUGCUUCGAGCCGCGCGACUCCCCGGAGACCAUCCGCGACUUCGACCGGGCGCCGAAGGACCUCCCGCGCAUCGCCCUGGACCGCCGGUCCGGCGCGCCCAAAAACGCGUCGCCCCGGUCCCUGCUCUUCCGCGCGGUCUCGAUCGCGAACGAGGAGCCCCGGCGCGGGUCGCCGCCGGGCUCGCCGACGGCGUCGCGCGCCUUCAAGGUCGCGCCGGCGCCCCUGGCGCCGCUCCCGGUCAUGCGCACGCCGACGCCCCGCCAUCAUCGGUGA
Molecule: messenger RNA, 549 nt
Organism: Aureococcus anophagefferens
Lineage: Eukaryota; Pelagophyceae; Pelagomonadales; Pelagomonadaceae
Exons: 1
Coding region: 1-549 (182 amino acids)
Source: RefSeq, a predicted model, not a curated record